UUUCCAGGCGAUUCGCACUGCUCGGCAAGCAUGCGGCUCUCAGAGUGCUCCAAGUUUGUUCUGGAGUUAAUCACAGGGCGGAGGUUGAAAGCUCUAGCACUUUAAAUCACAGACUUUGUUUUUUUUUUUUUUUUUUUUUUUCGGAAUGUGACCCUCUUUUCGCUCUGCUUCUUCCUGACACAUCGACGUUCCGCUGGCAGGACUCACGCCCGGGGAUCAGUGCACCUCCGCUGGUUUCCCCCCUCCCCGCUUCCGGGUCUUCAAUUUUUGCCAGUGUUGUUGCAGCUGAAUCAGCCGAUCAGAACCACGGCGGCAUGCGUGUCCCUCACAACAAUAAGCUGGAGCUGCGGGAGAUAGUGUUUGUCGUCCAGAGUCAAAGGAACUCCUUCCACGUGAGGCAGGCGGAAGAGCGGAGAGCAGAUUUGCUGAAGCAGGUGCAUGGUCUGACAGAGAAGCCGCCUGCGGUGUUGCUUCUUCACACUUUGUCAGACAACGAGGGUGAUUGGAGCAUUCUUCCUCUUCUGCCUUAUUUGUCCCGCUCUUUUGGGAAAAACUCAUCCUGGAUUGUAUUUCUUGAGGAGGAAACAAAUGUGAAGAUGGUUACUCUUCUUCAAGUCCUGGCAAGAUUUUCCAAAAAUAAGGAGUGGUUUCUCGGCAAGCCUCUGCAUGAUGAGGAGUCGACCAUCAUUCAUCACUACGCCUUUGCAGAAAAUCCCUCAAUCUUUAAAUAUCCAGACUUUGCUGCUGCUUGGGCCUUAAGCAUGCCGCUAGUUGUUCGGCUUGCCAACAAAGUGAGAGAUGAGCCACUGAAAUCUGACUUCACUAUUGACCUAAAACAUGAGAUUGCUUUGUACAUCUGGGAUGGUGGGAACGGCCCCCAUCUCACUGCUGUCCCUGAAUUGUGCACGGAGCCAGAGGGCUCUCCUAAUGCUCAGUAUUGUGCAACCACUCUAAGAAAAGAGCCUCCACUGUGUGAGGAGCCUGUUAAAAAAGAAGACAUAUUUGUUGCAGUGAAAACCUGCAGAAAGUUUCACAGUGAACGAGUUCCAGUAAUAAAGAAGACUUGGGAAAAGGAUGCCUUAUUUUUAGAGUACUACAGCGACCACGCCGAGCCUUCCAUACCAACCAUUAAUUUAGGAGUGCCAAACACUGAGAGAGGUCAUUGUGGGAAAACAUUUGCAAUCCUUCAGCGAUUCCUGAGCAGCGCUGUGCCCGACACCAAGUGGCUUGUUAUUGUGGAUGAUGACACACUCAUCAGCCUCCCCCGACUACGAGUCCUGCUGAGCUGCUACGAGCGCUCCGCGCCGGUGUGCCUCGGAGAGAGAUACGGCUAUGGACUGAGCCAAGGUGGCUACAGUUACAUCACAGGAGGUGGAGGCAUGGUGUUCAGCAGGGAGGCUGUGGUCCGACUUCUUAACAGCGGCUGCAAGUGCUACAGCAACGAUGCGCCUGAUGACAUGGUGCUGGGAAUGUGCCUCAAUGCUCUCGGGCUUCCCAUCACACACAGUCCACUAUUUCACCAGGCACGCCCAGAGGACUACUCCAAGGACCUCUUAGCUCACCAGGUGCCUAUAUCCUUCCAUAAACACUGGAACAUAGACCCUGUUGCUGUUUUCAAUAAGUGGCUGAGGGAUGACUGGAGAACAAAUACCUCAGAUGAACAUAAUGAGAAGAGUAAAACAGAGUUAUGAUAAAAAAAAACCUUCUAAUCUCUUAAAACAUGUAUGUAUAGAAUGUGUUUGUAUUAUUAAAGGGUACCAGUUCACAGAUGUAAAUGUUUUUUCUAUUGUUACUGUGAAUUAUUAUUAUUAUUAUUAUUAUUAUUAUUAUUAUUAUUAAGAAAAAACAUGUAAGUGUGAGUGCGUGUUUGUGUGUGUGCGGCAUCAGGACUGGGAUGGCAUGUUGAGGUUAUAUUUCAUUUAUAAAUGUCUGUAUAUAAACACAUCUCACUGCUCAUACUUUUUUGUUCUCCACAAGAUGCUGUAUCUUAAAAAGAUCUUCAAAAUAAUCAAUGAUGCUGUACAAUGUCUUCUAUUUUGACAUAAAAGUAUUCAUAUUUUAA
This is a messenger RNA of Poecilia reticulata (guppy), 2062 nucleotides long. The record is from RefSeq and is a predicted model, not a curated record. NCBI's taxonomy places the organism in Eukaryota, Metazoa, Chordata, Actinopteri, Cyprinodontiformes, Poeciliidae.